AUUUUCGGGCAGCCGGAAACUACCGAACUUGUGAAGAGAUGUCAAAUGACUUCCUGUACAUAAAAAAAGUCAUGUCUUGGUAAAGAUGAUGUUAUGCACUUGUCUCAGUUCCAAUCACCUUGUUAGGAUUUUAUUUGUUCCGAGGAACUCACCGAUGAAGUCAGCGCAUUCCAUAUAUUGAUAAAAGAAAUGAGUGAACUACAGAAGUCACAAGAUUACCAGAGUUUUAGGAGCACCAUUUCCCAGAAGAAGAUUGUAGUUGACGAUGAUGGGAAAAAGGUAUGGACUCUGUACGAUGCUGGACCCAGACAUAUCCGCUGUCCACUGAUCUGCUUCCCUCCAGCCAGCGGAACAGCUGACGUGUUCUAUCGUCAGAUAAUGGCUCUUUCCACUGUCGGGUUUAGGGUUAUUUCUGUUGAAUAUCCAGUGUAUUGGACGCUAAAGGAAUUCUGUGAGGGCUUCAGGCGCUUCCUUGAUCAUUUGCAACUCGAUCGGGUUCACAUAUUUGGUGCUUCCUUAGGGGGUUUUUUAGCCCAGAAGUUUGCAGAGUACACUAGCCGUUCACCAAGAAUAGCCUCCCUGAUCCUCUGUAAUGCAUUUUCUGACACAACAAUAUUUCAGCAGACAACUUCUGCAGCCACGUUUUGGAUGAUGCCAGCUCUGAUUCUGAAGAAAAUGGUAAUGGGAAAUUUUGAGCGUGGUUUUGUAGAUGCAGAUAUAGCAGAUUCCGUGGAUUUCUUAGUAGACAAGUUAGACGGCUUAACCCAGCAGGAGCUCGCAUCACGGCUUACACUUAACUGUAUGAAUGCCUAUGUGGAGCCCCAGAAACUCAAGGAGUUGGACAUUACAUUAAUGGAUGUGUUUGACGAGUGUGCAUUGUCCCACCAGGUGAAGGAGGAGAUGUAUAAGUGUUACCCUGACGCACGGAGAGCUCACCUAAAGUCAGGCGGGAACUUCCCUUACCUGAGUCGUAGUGAUGAGGUCAACAUUUACAUACAGAUCCAUCUCCAGAAGUAUGAAGGUGGGAAGUAUAGUGCCAAGGAUGCACCUAAAGUGGAUGAGUGUAGAGAAGCACAUUCCUCACAGGAGGUGUGGCAGUACAUGGGUCUGUUGGUUCUGCAGGGUGUGGCAGUACAUGGGUCUGUUGUUCUGCAGGGUGUGGCAGUACAUGGGUCUGUUGUUCUGCAGGGUGUGGCAGUACAUGGGUCUGUUGUUGUGCAGGGUGUGGCAGUACAUGGGUCUGUUGUUGUGCAGGGUGUGGCAGUACAUGGGGUGUGGCAGUACAUGGGUCUGUUGUUCUGCUGGGUGGGGCAGUACAUGGGUCUGUUGUUCUGCAUGAUGUGGCAGUACAUGGGUCUGUUGUUCUGCAGGGUGUGGCAGUACAUGGGUCUGUUGUUCUGCAGGGUGUGGCAGUACAAGGGUCUGUUGUUCUGCUGGGUGUUGCAGUACAUGGCAACUCGUCACAGUUCUUUUGCAGUGGAAAGACCAAUGAGUCACAACAGGUCACAGUUUUGUUGCUGUGGAAGGAGAGUUUUUAAUCUCCAGAGAAUCGCACCACUGAAUGAUUCACAAGAUAACUACUUGUUUUUGGAAGUACGACCGAAGAGAUGGCUGAACAUUUGUCAUUUGAACGCCAGAUCCAGAGAUGACCAGUUCAGCCGUGAACUCCUUUUGGCGGCUCAGGGUACCAACAAUGGGUUCCCAGUCAUUAGAUGCGCUAAGGUUGUUCCAAGUCCUGUUCAUACCUCUCAAAGAGUCCAAGAGGCACCAGCCCUAUCUGACACAAUGGGAUCUAACAGAGUCCAAAUGCACCUGAACACCCCUGAGUCUGUCAAAGCACGUGUGCAUUUUGACUCCAGUAUAGGUGGGGAUGAUAAAGCUGCUUCACGAUUCAUUGACGCUACUGUUGACAGGGGGCAUUCUGCUGCAAGUGUUGCCUUGUCAUUGGCAUCCCACCAGAGUUCUGCCCCUUCACCUCAUGCGCAGCUCCCAUCAUCGAAAACUGAAAAGCAUUCAUGUGAAUCUCAGAAAGAAAGUGAAAGUGUAAAGCUUGAAAUAUCCACAAGUAAUUCUCCAUCUAAACCUAAGAGUUCUCAGCAAGGAGAGAAGGAAGCUGUGUUAUUUUUCUUCCACGGGGUUGGCGGGUCCUCUGACACGUGGAGGGCCCAGAUAGAUUAUUUCUCUGCACAAGGCUAUGAGGUGGUUGCCCCAGAUCUGCUUGGGCAUGGGUUUAGCGGGGCACCUGACAAAAGGAAGGCUUACCACUUUGAGGAAAUCACAAAGGACUUAGAAGCCGUAUUUGACAAGUUCUGCAAGAAAAGAAAUGUUAUUAUUGCUCACUCAUAUGGGUGUUCAUUUGCUGUUGUGCUGGCACGGAAGCGAUCUCGGCGUGUCACCAAGAUAGUGCUGAUCAGUGGUGGAGGCCCCACCCCUUUGGCUCCCCAGCCCGGUGUGUUCAGUCUGCCAUUCUGCCUGCUUGUGUGCGUUAGACCAUGCCUUGAUUGUGGAUUUCAGCAAAGUGCCUUUCAUAAGAGUAGACGAGUGCACAGCCCAAAGGAUCAGGCCUUUGACAUCCCAACGUAUGUCCUGCGUCACAUGAUGAAUGGCCAGAGGUGGUUGGAGGGCGAUCGGGUGUUCCACAACUGGCUGAGUGUGGCUACUCUACUGAUCUACGGGAAACAUGACAAGCUGGUCACCCUUGAAGAGGAGCGGACAAUGGAGAAGACAAUCUACGGCUCAAGGCUGGAGGUGGUGGAUGGGGCUAGUCACAUGGUGAUGAUGGAACAGCCACAGGCCGUCAACUCUCUUAUCCACAACUUUCUAUUGUCAGACUUCAUGAUAGCUGGGCAGAGCUGAGGAUAGCUGGACACACCUGAGGACAGCUGGACAGACCUGAGGGCAGCUGAACAGACCUGAUGAUACCUGGUGCCUGAGCACAGCUGGUCAUAGCUGAGGACAGCUGGACAGAGCUGAGGAUAGCUAGACAGAGCUAAGCAUAGCUUGGCAGAGCUGAGAAUAGCUGAACAGAGCUGAGGCUAGUUGAUCCGAGUCAAGGAUAGCUAGACAGAGGUGAGGAUAGUUGGGCAGAAUUGAGGAUAGCUGAACAUAGCUGAGAAUAGUUUGGCAGAACUGAGGCUAGCUGGGCACAGCCGAGGAUAGCUGGUCAGAGUUGAGGCAAGCUAGACACAGCUGAGGCUAGCUGGACACAGCUGAGGAUAGCUGGACAUAGCUUAGGAUAGCUGGACAUAGCUGCGAACAGUUUGGCAGAACUGAGGC
Molecule: messenger RNA, 3276 nt
Organism: Liolophura sinensis
Lineage: Eukaryota; Metazoa; Mollusca; Polyplacophora; Chitonida; Chitonidae
Exons: 15
Coding region: 190-2856 (888 amino acids)
Molecular function (GO): catalytic activity
Source: RefSeq, a predicted model, not a curated record